Anastrepha obliqua is the source of this 10558-nucleotide messenger RNA. RefSeq lists its product as uncharacterized. NCBI's taxonomy places the organism in Eukaryota, Metazoa, Arthropoda, Insecta, Diptera, Tephritidae. The record is from RefSeq and is a predicted model, not a curated record. The coding region runs from base 1 to 8025 and encodes 2674 amino acids. The transcript has 9 exons.
AUGACACAAUGGACAACAUUGCCAACAGUCAAAACCAAAGCAAUGAACAGCAACUGCUUUACCGGGGACGCUGGGAGGGUGUUUAACAGCGUCAGCAACAACAGCAACGGCAGCAUCAUUGGUGUCAGUGCAGUGCAACGAGCGAGCAGCGCAUGUAAAUUGUGGAUUGAAGUUGACCCAGAAAUUACUAAGCCAUUGAACUUGGCCAAUUCGGCUGUGUUGCGCGCCGUCGAAGAAGAAGAGCAAAUGAAGUGCGAUUUAGCGUGUGGACGACAGAGUCGUUCCCGACAGCGCCGGCAACACCCUCCAGCUCCUAAAUACUAUGAGGAGUACUACGAACAAGCCAUGCACACACCAGUGCACCAACAGCAGUUGGAACAAAUCAAAACGCAAUACCUGUGCCAUCAGCACAACAUCACAAUCGACCGUGAUACGGUAUUGAAGAUAAAUCGCCUUGCCACACGCAAGAAUUUGCAUAAACGCGACCACAGCUGGCCGCCACCGAAUAGUGAUUACGCAAUGGAUGGCGAAGCAGUUGCUGGGGGAGCUGACGCAGUGGAGGUAGGUCGUGGUGGAACGCAGUCACUCACGCAUUCGCGCAGUUCUUCAAAAGAACAACGCCAACACCAGCAACAUCACCAUCAGCAACAAACGAACAGCAGAAGUAGCAGCUGCAGCAGCUGUAACAACAAUGCAGUACACUUUGCGGAGAGCGUUUGUAAGCGGCACGGCAUUGAUGCGAUACGCGAGAAAUUCAAUAGUCCCACGCGAAUAAUUGAACCGACGCCCGCCGAGUUGCGGCAACGCAACAAAAUGGAGCAAAUGCAGCUGCAAAAGCAAAAACUGCAAAAAACUGUGAAAAAUAAAUUAGCGCAUGGCACCGAUAGCUCCCGCGAGACGCGCGCCAACGUCUGCACUGUUGGCACUGGUGCGUCGCAACAAACAUUGACAAAUGUGCACAAUAACAGCGCCAAUAUAUCAUCGGUCAAUGCGGCUCUAGAAUCUUUUAGCGUCGCCAUUAUACCGAAUGUAGCUACAACCACGAGUUGGCCCGCGGCCAUGAACAUGAAUGAAAUUGGCGGAGAGCUGACUAAUGUUACCACCACCACUAGCGACUACGAUGCUCUAGAUGACUGCAAUACACCGAUGGCGCGUGGCUUCUCCGCGCCCGAAACUAAAGCGGCUGAUGAAUAUAUCGGACUGGUGGAGCCACGUCGUUAUUACUUUGAACAACUAGCGCGGCAUGAGUUUGGGACUCCUAAAAAAUGGCACAGUUAUGAAAAUAUUGCCACAGCUACAGCCGCGCGGCAACAAUUCACCACGGAAAAUACUACAGCAGCCGCCAUCAAUAAUAAUCGACAAUCACAAUCGCUGGAUCGAGGUCGGAAACAACAACAACAACGUAGACGCGAGGAGUUGCCACCAUUGAAACCGCGCUCCUGUGGCAUCGGCGGUGGUGGUACAGCAAGUGGUGGCAAUAUUCCCGCAGCGCGCAUUACACCACCGUGCAGCGUCACAGAAGUGAAUGUGAUGGCAUGUAAUAGCGAGGGUCCUGCCUUUAGCAGUGGUCAAUCUUGCGUAACAAGAACAACACCACCAACGUGCAAUCAAUCAAAAACGGGUGGAAGCAUGUCGCCGCGCGUGCAACGACGCGCUAUUAAAUUGGCAACGGAAAUAAAAAUCUGUUACAAUGACAUGGACGCUGAUGAAGUGGCUGAUGCAGCUUCUAGUUAUCGUGGCAAUAAGGGUGACAUGUGUGCCGUUGACAAGCAUGAUUUGCGAGCUGAAGCAGUAACAGCCCCAGUAAGAGCAGCAGAGCAACAAAAUAAGCCACGCACAUACCUAUCAAGUGAGAAAGCUUCGGGCGGGAAGUCUAUUAAAAAGCGACAGUCAAGUGAUCUGGAACAUAUACCGCUGCCACCGACGCCGCAAGUUGGUAAAGAGGAGGCACCUGGAGGAAAGCAGCCGACAAGGUGUAAAAUUAGUGACUUUGGCUCAACGCGAACGUUUGAAUUGCAAGGUAAUAAAAAACAGAUACAGCAUCAACAUCAACAGCAACUCCAGACAUGGAAUCAGCACCGUCGCAGUAGCAGUGAAAGUAAUUUGAAGCAACAACCGCCGCAUUCCGCACGCAUCAUACCUAUCGAGUUGGAGCAGCAAAGUGUGGCAGAGCGUAUGGGUAAAAAGCAAGCGCCACCACGUCGCGAUCUUAGCACCGUUAGCGCGGACCAACUCUACGAUGAUGCUUGCAUCUACUUGCGCUCAAUAGAUUUAGAUGAUCGUACAGUCGCAUAUAUACCGGCCGCCAUCACGAUAGUGCCGUCACUGACCGAUGAGAUUUCGCAACAAAGGACUGCAGGCGACCAGUCUCAGAACCUCAAAGCGGGCAUAGUAACAAGGCGAGCGCUAGAAAAACCUAGAGCCUGCUCCACGGGUACAUCAGCUCCAAUAUCGCCAACACCUCAGCCACCCGUUACUCAGCGUAACUCUUCGCACACCAUCACCAGCGUGCCAAGGCAAAUAUUGCAUAAAAAGGCAGCGGAGAAAAAUGUAUCGAAAAUGCCAAUAACAGCAGCGAGCGGCUUUGAUGGCCACGACGAUGCAACCACCAAUGAAAGUGUAAAGCAGUCAAUUGCCGGCAGUAGUAGUAAUCGCAAAAAUAUUAAUAACCAGUGCGCCAAUGGUUCCGAUAACAUGCAAAAUAUGCCAACACCGCCAAAUAAAGCACAUUCUGGGCACGCCACACAUGCAACCCAAUCGCCCGUAUACAAAAUCUUUGGCCAACUAUCGGGCACAGAGCAGCCGCUGAGCAAUACAGCAGCAACGCGUAAUCGCCAACCACAACAGCAGCUAAAAGUAGUGGGAAAAGUCAGCGAAAAUAAAGGUACCACAACCAAAAUGCAAGUAGGCCAACAUAGCCAACAAAGACAGCGAUCCGAACGCCCUCGUGGCAUUUACUAUACUGACGGCGAAUAUUUGUAUGGGCCCUUUGGUGAAUUAGCUGGUGAGUGUGAAACUCCGAGCACAUCAGGAAUGGAGGCAGCCACCAGCGACAGUAAACAAACUUGCGUUGAUGAAAACGAGUGGCAAAUGAGCAGCAAAGAAAUGAAAACCCGGCAGCAACAGAAAAUCGCGGGCUUCUUUGCGGCCAAGGAAGAGCAGCAUGCGCGCUCAAAGCGCAUGAUGAAGGCGACAACGGCAGCUCCAACGACAGUGUCAGAUCUAAUAGCAGCGUCAGCACCAGAGCAACAGAAGGAAAAUGCCGCAGAAAUUGCGGCGCUCGAGGCAAAAUAUGGGCUAUUUCAGCAAUCCAUUGCAGAGCACCUUAAACAGAUUGACACGUAUAUGGAAAAUGCAAAAGUGGCGCUUAAUCGUAGCUUGCCGCAACAAAUACUUGUAGAUAAACCAAAAAAGGUCGGAGAACAGGAGCAGGCUAUGCAGCAGAGAAACUCAUCACAGCAACCAAUUUUACACAAAAUCGAUAUCCAACCGAGGCAAAUUCAGCUACUAGAUCAACAGGUCACUUCAACCGUACCGCCACUCGAGAGUCCCUUACAAACGCUCGCUCGCCAGUUAGUGCACAAACAAGCAAUGCUUGUUGUUAGCGCCAAUGAUGAUAAUUUACAGGCAAUAGAAGAACACAGAUGCCCUCUUGUGCAGGAGAAUAUGCCUGUGGUUGAGCAAGCACUGCAGGAUUUAUCCGCAGUAAAGGUAGAUGACACUCAGACUGUAGGCAAAGUAGCACAACUGGUUGCCAAACAUGUGCAGAGCUCAGGCGGCCAAAUAGCAGUAGAUAGCAGUGUGCUACAACCAUUAAUGCAACGCCUGAUUGCGGCUCCUACUAUCGACACCAUCACCGCCACCGCACCCAGCACAACGGACCGUAGUGAUACUGAAGAAGUGCUGGCAGUCGAACAUCACUUUAUGCCCACGGCGGCAAUACCAAAACGUGUUACUAUAUUGGAAAAUCUUGACGAUGUGAUUGCAGCAACUGGGCACAAGCCAACUAAUAUCGUUCUAAUUGAAAUGGACGACGAUGAUAAGGUGCAUAAUGUUAACGAUAAGGUGGCAUUGGUAAAUGGCAAAAUUGAUGACAACAAUAAUUGCGCACACUUAGCCGAUGACAGCAGCAUUAAUGAUACCGCUGAGCUGGAGAAAACCGAAACCAAUAGUGAAGUGGUUGAGACCAGUGAAAAUCAGAAUUUCGAGAACUUUAGCUUGUCCUCUAAAGGCAGUGCAGAAAUAAUGGGAGGACGUGUAGAUAUCAUUGAACAUACGGCUGAUGACAGAAGCUCGACAAGGGUGGGUGCUAAAGCAAGAACAAAUGUGAAAAUACCGAUAACGGGCGAGGCGACAACUUCAAUUUGCGCCGCCCCCGAGCAUGUUGUCGAUGUUGUAGCCAAUUAUGAGCAACUAGGGCAGUUGCAACAAUUCAUGCCAAAGGCAACCACAGCAACUUCAAUGAAGCACGAACUGAAACAUAAACAAUCACUUCAACAACAACAACAGCGACAGGCUUAUACUAAAGCGCAACCAGAUACUCGAGUGAUUGCAGCAACUACAAAAUCUGCACCUACCACGCCAGUGUCAAGGCGACGCACAACUUCCAUUGCCGUAGAUGAGUCAACAACUAGCAAAACCACAGCACCGCAAAAGCAGGAACAACACGCACGCCUGCAAAAGCAAGUUCCGCAGCCGCCAAUACCGCCGCCACUACCAACCCCACCGCUUCGUGCAGGCAGCUUGCCGAAGGAUUUAUGCAAAAAUGUGGUUUCAGGUUAUAUUUCCACGCAUCAGUCGCAGGAACAGCUAGUCGAGCAAGUAUAUGACAUGCUGCAACUGGAAACGACGUUGCAUAAAGAAAAAGAGGUGAAACUGGAGCAAGAGCAGCAGCAGCAUCACAAUCAAGCACAAGACAAGCGUAAACAAGAGACCAGCAAUCAGCUUAGAACCGGCGUUAAUACGAAAACCUCAAAUCAAAAUCGGGACCAAAAUGCGUUAGUUGGAGAACAACAGCAAGCAGCAUUAUAUGAAACUCAACAACUAAAUCAACAGCAAUCAGCAAUUUUGCCAAUAACGAAAAGUAAGCGAAAAUCAUCAAGCUCAGCAGCAAGCAGCAAUGAGAAUGUCACUGCACGGCCAGAUACAAAAUCAGCGUGCAACUCCAUAUCAGCAGCAUCGGCAGCAGUAACCGCUUUAGCGACACAAAAGAGCCGCAAGCAAGUGAUUGCUGGGCGACGCGGCAAAUUAACGCUGCAUAUUCAGGACAACGCCAAAAGUGCGAGGGUGGCUGAGAGCAUGGACACUUUCGAUACAUACAAAGCCACCUACGAAAUACCGAGUCCUUAUUUUAAACAGCAUAUAGCUUGGCAGUCAAUGGUGGAUGGGCCACAAAAAAUAGUAAAAAGUGUUGUUGGCACCGAAUAUGCCGCCACUACAGAUGGUGUAGGCAGACAACAAGAAGACAAUGAAGUGCAAAUUGAUGCAGUUAGCCAUACAAUGGCCCAAGAGGCAAUAAGUGACAAUACUCAGUCCCAUGCGCCACUACAGUCAGUCAAACAGCAAUCAACGACUUCGCGCUUGUCCCCAGUAAAACCAUUUGCAAGUGAGCACUCACGCAGUCGCUCUGCCAGUCCGCGUACAAAUCGUCAAGCCAGCCGCUCGCCUAUACGCAAAUAUCCCGCUGCACUAAUUGAACCUCAUGCGCUCACACGCGCUGCCUCACCUUUCGGACUCAAUCCGCUAGACAUUGCAGAAUUGAUUGAUGGCGUUGCACACAAUAGUGCUGCCGCUGAUGCAGCUAGCGAUGGCGAACAACACAAAACUUUGAAGAUAGCUGUAGGCACUCCAUUGAGUUCUACCAGUACCGCGCAGAAAAAUUUGGGCGAGUUUGUGCCACAAUUGGAGGGCCACAAUGUUGGUUUAUUGGUGCGUGCGCCCAUCUCAUCACAAACUCAGCAAGAGCAAGCACAGCAGCAGCAAAAGAUCGCAUUGCCUACCAUGGCCACACAAAACGUAGGAAUGUUUCAAAUUGAAACGGACAAUGCACUCACGCACAGCGCAGUCACGCAUUAUGUUGAUGCAGAGGCUAGUACUGACGAUAACGAUGGUGAUGUGAAACAGCAACAAUGUACAGUUGGGAUUAAGUUGCAACGCCAAUACAACAAAAUUCACCGAAUGACUACACCUACCCCAACUUCAACUCCAUUUAACACAUCAGUCUCGUCAUCGUCAUUGUCUUCGUCAGCGCAUUGUGCACGUGCACGUAGUCUUCAUUCGAUGGUGGAUAAAAAGGCACAUGAUCCGGAGCCCAGUGCAACAAUAGAAAUAACACACGACAUACAAACACAUGCUCAUACUGCAACAAACCCACAAACACACGCAAAAAUUGACAGCAGUGCGACUGAUUUAACCUGCACCGCAACUGGAAAAUUACAAAUGCCGGUUCAGGGAUAUCACGGCCAACAACAGCAACAGGAAGUUGUGCUGGGCGAUGACAGCCAGCAGCAAAGUCUAGAUAUGAUUGGGAAGCCUGCAGUAGCAUUGCAUCACCAGUGCACCGCACUGCCACGUGAUAGUGGCAUAAUUAAUCGCUCAUUUGACAAUGUUUCACCGCGUCCCUACAUCACUGUCGAAGGUUACAAGCGCGUUGCUUGGCCACCCGUAUCGGAGGAGCGUGUCGUUAGAGAAUUUACGCCACAACCAACUUCUGCUCAUUAUCCCGUAUCUGGUCAGCAACAACCAGCUGAACAGCACCAACCACAACACUUGCAGCAGCAGCAGCAGCCAUCUAAUUAUCAACAACAACAACCGAACGCUGCGCCAGCCAACCAGGGGCCUAUUUAUAAUAACGUCAGUCGUGCUACCCGCCAAAAUUCACCUUACCCUGGCCAACAACAACCACUACAGCAAAGUUAUCAACAAUCACCACUACAACAACCCCAACCACAACAACAACAUUAUGAACCACCCAUACAAUACACCCAAGCACAAUUUAAUCGCCAGCCCUCACAUGAGCCAGCUGGUCCACCGUACGGACAGCCCAUAAACGAAACUUAUGGACAACCGCAACAACAACAACAAUAUCCCCUAAAUUACACACCUGAACAGCAAUAUCCACAACAACACUGUGAACCUAGUUCAACAUCUGCUUGGAAACCAAUCCGUGCACCAGUACCUAAGACUCAUAACGAAUUUGUAAUAAGUCCUGUACGUAGCGGUAACGCUGAGCCAUUUUAUCCAAGCUACGGGCAACAGCAGCAACAACAACAACAACCGACUCAACAGUAUCGUGCGACAUCAUACGAUCAAUAUCACCCGCAACCCCAACAAUAUCAGCCACACCAGGGUUCACAACCUCCUUUUAGCCAGCAGCCCCAUUAUCAGCCACAGCAGCAGCAGCAACAACCGUCUUGGGCUCACAAUCAGCCAGCCCAACAGUAUCAGCCGGUGCAGGCGCCUUAUCCACAGGCACCGCCCCAACAACAACAACAAUAUCAAGCGCCUCCUCCAUCUAAUUAUCAAUCGCAACCAUAUCAUCAACAACAAUAUCAAGCACCUCCUCAACAACAACAAUAUUCGAGUGUGCCACAAACCAAUCAAUAUAAUUCUUAUUCACAGCCCCAACAACAUCUUGGUCAAGACCAGCCUGAUCGGCGUGCACCAGUUCAACAACAACAAGCACAGCCUUUGCCACAAGACUAUCGCGGCGGCAGUCCUGGUAUUAUAACGCUGCGCAAGGAGGCACCUGUUACACAAAAGCCUGCACCUGUUUACAACGCGCAACCAGCGGCCAUUAGCUUUCAAGGAGGCAGCAAGAUGCGCGGAGACUUGAAGUGGCCACCACCGGAAUACAAGGAAGCCGCGGUACGUGCAAAUGAAGAGCGCCGCCAACUGGCUUUGGGUCCGGUAUGCCGUCCACGAAAAGUCAAUCGGGACUACUCACCGUUCUUUGCGAAAAACGCUCUGAACAGCUACUAUCCCAGCUACAAAGUACCACCAGGCACACAGCACAUGUUGGCCUAAAAACAUGAACUACACAAAAGGAAUAAAGACCCCUGGAAAAAAUGAUGAAACAAAAUAUAUCCAAAAUAUAAAAAAACUCACAAAAAAAUAUUUUACGUAAAACAGAGAAAUUUAACGAAAAAAAAUGUUACUAAUUGUACAUUUCAACGAAAAGAAAGAACAUCAACUAAUCACGAACUAACCAAUCCCCAUGGUCUCUCAUGGGUAAAAACUAAAGAAUUUUAUUUAUAUUAUUACAAAUAUUAAUAAUGAAGCAUAAAAAAUCAAAAAAAAAAACCACGCCAAAUAUAAACUAACGAAUUUUGUUCUCAAAUCUGUACAUGGUGAGUCAAAAAGAUUAAAAUAUAGGAUAAAUAAGAAUCGUUGAAGAAUAAACGAAAUGCUUUGGAGUGAGUGAAAAACUCAGUGAAGUUCGUUUGCUGAUCGGAUGUGCUCAACGAGGCUGGGGUACGUUAAAAACUGCAAUAUGAUACACGGUACUUGACACCUACAACAACUACGCGUGCCACUGAUCCAUUGAAACACAUGCCUGUGAUAGCGGAAAGGAACAGAACCACUGAAGCACGAAAAUAUUUUAGCUGUUUAUUUAUUUAGAAGCAAACAAUUCAUAAUAAUUUAUGAAUUUUUUUUUUUUUUUCUCCCUUAAACUUAACAAAACGAAUGUGGUGAAUUUGUUGAACUGUCGGCGUUCAUAUUUAUGUGCGCAAGUGCAUAAGUUGAAUGACGGCAGAAAAAUUGAAAGUUUAAACAACUUAGUUGUAAGAAAAAACAAACGACGUCCACUCGAUGUAAAUUAGUAUUGUAUACAUAAAUACUUGGACACCUACGAGAGGUGAGAAAACUCGCACCUUUAGUGGGUGAAAAACGUACAAUAGCAUUCUAUAAAGACCGAAUGCAGGAAAAUGAGUUUUCAAAUUAAAACAAACGGAAAUACCAAUUAUGGAAGAAACAGAGUUAUUACAACUUUAAACUGAAAACUAAAAAACUACAAAAACUCGGUAACGAACUUUGGCUUAUUGAUCUAUGGAUGUAAUGAUUUUGACAUAAUGGAUGAUUUUUUUUUUAUUGCAAGAAACUUCUUGGAAAUAAACUUCUAAGAAGUCGUAUUUAAUUUGUUUUCUAACUUAUUUAAUAUUAUUAAAAUGCAAAAACUUGCAACAUAUUUUAUUUACUUUGAUUUUAAACUUGUUAUUGCAUAAUGAAAAAAAACACAAAAAAAGUUAAUAAAUAUAAAUAAUAUAUAAUAUAUUACCAAAUAUAUUAAAUAUUAGUUUUCUCCAUUUAUUAUUAAGUAAAAAAGAGCAUACAAAUUAAAAAGAGCAUAAGCAACCUGUUAUACCAACAACAACAGGUUGCCUACCUUAGACGUAAGCGUAAUAAUAACUUAGAGCAAAAAAAAUAUUAGAUUUAGGGACACAUAAUUAAAGGAGCAGCACACAUGCCCAAUUGAGGUUUGUGUGUGUUAAGAAUCACUAAGAUAUAUUUACACAUGAAUACACAAAUGUGGAAACUAUGUAACUACUUAUACACAUAGUUAUUGGAAGCUUAUAUAAAUUAUACUUAUUAUAAAAAAUACAUCAUACGAAAUUGGACAAAAAAAGAGCGAGAACCAAAAACUAAAAAAACAUGUCAAAAAAAUUAUCGCAUUACCUCAGUGUUGCGCCAUUUGUUCUUUUGGCAUGGCUAGCCGCGGCAAGUGAGUGCUCGCCCUGUAGGCUAUAACUUUUUAACACCGACGAUGCCAAUAUAGCCUUUAGGGCACACCCACUUGCUUUAAGUUCGCCAUGCACAAUUGCACCAAUGUGCCAUGCACACUGAACAUUGUAAAAUAUGAAUUUAUGAUAUUCAUCUUUUCAUUAAUCAAACACACAUCUCAGCAAUUAAGCACAUAUACGCACCCUCUGUGUGUAUUUGUAUUUUUUUGCUCUCGAAACGAACUACCGGCUAAUUCGAACUGGCUUUACGACUGGAUUAUGACAAAAAAUAUCAAAUGUUAUUGGUUCAAAAAUAACAAACUCGAACAAUGUACAUAAAUACCUACACAUAGCGAAUGAUUUGUGCUCAAACCUAAAUCAUUCAAUAUGAAAACACGGAAAAUUCUACAAAAAAAAAACAUAUAAUAUAACAAAACUGAGAUUGAUAUAAUAAUAACUGUGAACAUUAUUACACAAAAUAAUAUACGCUCGAUAUCGAAUUGGUACUUUUACUACACUCUAUAAAAUUCGUAAUAUAUUAUUAUAAUUAUCAAACACAAAAAAAACACAAAAAAAUUUAAAAUUCAUUAAUAUUUGUGGAGCAUUGUUCAUUUUGAACUCCUCUGUUCUGAAUUUCAAUGUUUUGCAACACUGGCAUAAAUAACACCUAAUUGCUUAUUAAUAAAAUCUAAUAUCUGAAUUCUCCAAUUAACUGUACAUUGUGAACGAUGUGAUUAGUUGAUGGAUUAAGAAGGUACACAAUUACAUUAGCUCAAGAAUCGAUGAACUUAAAUAAAUGUAAAUCUGUACAUCUCUCUGACCAACCGGAGAAAUAAAAA